AUGCCCCAAGCUAUCUUGCAAAGCAGCCCAGAACUCUCAAUAGUUCUGGACAAAGGGACUACCUUCAUAGGCGGCGAGACAAUCCGUGGUCAUGUUAUCCGAAAGUCCCCCUUGGUGGACCCGGAUUCCUCUGUUCUCGUUCGUGUCAACGGGAGGACUAAGGUCAAGAUUCGUUUUAACAGUGGCAUGACACAUAGGGAAUAUCGCAGUUGCUUCAGCUUCUUCGGGGGCUCGAGCGAAGUUCAUAAGAGCCACCAGGGCCCUAUCCACAUACCGCCUAAUAGCCCUGAGAAAGGGAGGUGGCCGUUUGCUAUUGCACUCCCCAAGCAUCCGAACCUAGCGUCUCUAAAGAGGAAUAACGAGGAUGAAAGGAGUUAUUUGUCUCUUAGUGACGUCUCGUCGCAAGGGCUUCCUCCGACCUUUUACGUGAGAGCCCACUCUUUGGGUAGAGUGGUCGAAGGGUACGUCGAGUAUCACCUGGAGGCGACGUUGCUUAGCAGCGGCAAGAAAAAUAGCGGCAAGCAAGACCAAGCCACUCAACCACUCUGUGUACGGCCGAUCUCGUCGCCAAUUCCAAUCACCGACUUCGACCCUAAACAUCGUUCUGAGUUUAAGCAGAGAAUAGUCUCGCAACGCUUAGUCCCAGGCAUGGACUCUAAAAUUCCCGUCGGCCAAAGAAUCAAGAAGAUUCUCGGUUCAUCCCAAAUUCCGGCCUACUCGUUCUCUCUCCAGUUGGACUUUGCCGCUAUACUACAGAUUGGAAACCCCAAUACUAUUCCUCUACGAUUGCGAGUGAAACCAAUGUGGGAGGAUACAAGUGAGAUUUUACGAAAAAAGCCGCAAAUGAUUAUAGUCAAGCAGUUUACCUUGACCCUACUAUCGACAACGCACUAUACUUCCAAGCGGUUGAGACCGGACGAAUUGCAAGAUACAUCUUCGCUCAUCUUGGCGAAUUAUACUUGGAGAAAGGGUCCUAAAGAAGCAUAUAAGGCUAAUGCGACGCCACCAAAGGAUCAAGCAGAUGCACCCCCGAGCGCAGAUACACUCUUUGUGCCUCAGGAUAAUACAUCUCCACCAAUUGAUCUAGGCAUUGCCCUAGGGAUACAGACACCUAUGAGCUCUAAAGGGGCGGAGAUAUAUCCGACAUUCACGACAUAUAAUAUUAAGAAUGAGCAUCAUCUUGAGUGGAAGUUGGCCAUUUCAAUCGCAGGAGAGAUUGCUAAGUAUGAAGGAAAGCAACCAGUUACAGUGAUGGGGCCAAGCUCCAGCUUGUGA
Molecule: messenger RNA, 1275 nt
Organism: Penicillium riverlandense
Lineage: Eukaryota; Fungi; Ascomycota; Eurotiomycetes; Eurotiales; Aspergillaceae
Exons: 1
Coding region: 1-1275 (424 amino acids)
Source: RefSeq, a predicted model, not a curated record